Messenger RNA from Trichechus manatus latirostris (Florida manatee), 4414 nucleotides. RefSeq names its product integrin subunit alpha X (gene ITGAX). The transcript is spliced from 30 exons. Gene Ontology annotation, biological process: cell-cell adhesion; integrin-mediated signaling pathway; cell-matrix adhesion. Lineage: Eukaryota; Metazoa; Chordata; Mammalia; Sirenia; Trichechidae. Gene Ontology annotation, molecular function: integrin binding. The record is from RefSeq and is a predicted model, not a curated record. Gene Ontology annotation, cellular component: integrin complex; external side of plasma membrane.
AUGUCUUGGUCCAGCUAUUCUCUCAGUGGCCCUGGAUCUUGGAGCCCCAUGCCUGACCUGCCACUCAUGACCAGAACAGUUCUCCUUCUGUUGAUGGCCUUACCUUCUUCCCUCUGCUUCAACUUGGACAUGGACCAGCCAACAGUCUUCCACAUGGACAGCGCUGGGUUUGGACACAGCGUGGUCCAGUAUGCCGACUCCUGGGUAGUGGUUGGAGCCCCCCAGGAGGUAAAGGCUUCCAACCAAACAGGUGGCCUCUACCGGUGUGCCUACAGCAUGGGCAAGUGUGAGCCUCUUCCUCUGCUGGUUCCCCCAGAGUUUGUGAACGUGUCCCUGGGCCUGUCCCUGGCAGCCACCACCAACCCCUCCCAGCUGCUGGCCUGUGGCCCCACUGUGCACCAUGCAUGCAACAGGAACAUAUACUUGACCGGGUUCUGCUUCCUGCUAACCUCCCCCUCCCAGCAGGUCCAGAGACGCCUGGCUGCUCUGCAGGAGUGCCCAAAGCAGGAACAGGACAUCGUGUUCCUGAUUGAUGGCUCAGGCAGCAUCGCCCCACACGAUUUUGCCAGAAUGUUGAACUUUGUGAAGGCUGUGAUGAGCCAGUUCCAAAGACCCAGUACCCAGUUCUCCCUGAUGCAGUUCUCCCAGAGUUUCCAGAAACAUUUCACUUUCCGUGACUUCAUACGCAGCUCAGACCCACAAGUCCUUUUGAAUGGUGUGAAACAACUGCGAGGGUUGACUUACACAGCUUCAGCCAUCCUAAUGGCCAUGGAGACUAUGUUCAGUGCCACAAAUGGGGCCCGUGAGAAUGCCACCAAGAUCCUCAUCAUCAUUACUGAUGGGCAGAAAGAAGGUGACCCCCAGGACUAUAAGAAUGCCAUCCACAAGUCUGAGGCAGCAGGCAUUAUUCGCUAUGCCAUCGGGGUAGGAUCGGCUUUUCAAAAGACACUUUCCAAGAAAGAAUUAGAAGUCAUCACAUCGGAGCCCUCCCAAGAACAUAUAUUUCAAGUGGAGAACUUUGAUGCUUUGAGAGACAUUCAAACCCAACUGAAGGAGAAGAUCUUUGCCAUUGAGGGUACGCAGUCCACAAGUACUACUUCCUUUGAAUUUGAGAUGUCCCAGGAGGGUUUCAGUGCUGUGUUCACACCUGAUGGACCAGUUCUGGGGGCUGUAGGGAGCUUCAGCUGGUCUGGAGGUGCCUUCUUGUACUCCAAAAAUAUGAACCCCACCUUUAUCAACAUGUCUCAGGAGAAUGUGGACAUGAGAGACUCUUACCUGGGUUACUCCACUGAGUUGGCCCUUUGGAAGGGGAUGCAGAGCCUGGUCCUGGGUGCCCCCCGCCACCAGCACACCGGAAAGGUUUUCAUCUUCACCCAGGUGUUGAGGCAAUGGAAGCUGCAGGCUGAAGUCACAGGGACCCAGAUCGGCUCCUACUUUGGGGCCUCCCUCUGCUCCGUGGAUGUGGACAGUGAUAACAGCACUGACCUGAUUCUCAUUGGGGCUCCCCAUUACUACGAGCAGGCCUGGGGGGGCCAGGUGUCUGUCUGCCCCUUUCCCCAAAGGCAGUCGGCUAAGUGGCAGUGUAAGGCUGUUCUCUGUGGGGAGCAAGGCCAUCCUUGGGGUCGCUUUGGAGCAGCCCUGACAGUGCUAGGGGAUGUGAAUGGGGACAAGCUGACAGAUGUGGCCAUCGGAGCACCAGGGGAGCAGGAGAACCGGGGUGCUGUCUACAUAUUUCAUGGAGCAUCAGGACUGGACAUCAGCCCCUCCCACAGCCAGAGGAUCACAGGCUCCCAGCUCUCUCUAGAACUGCAGUAUUUUGGGCAGUCACUGAGUGGGGGUCAGGAUCUCACCAAGGAUGGGCUUGUGGACCUGGCUGUGGGGGCCCGAGGACACGCGCUGCUGCUCAGGACCAGGCCUGUGCUCAGUGUGGGGGUAAGCAUGAACUUCACACCUGCAGAAAUUGCAAGGUCCGUGUUUGAGUGUCGGGGGCAGGUAGCCUCUGUCCAGGAGCUGGGUAAUGCCGUAGUCUGCCUUCAUAUUGACUCAAGUUUCAAGAACCAGCUUGGUGACCUCCAGAGCUCUGUGACCUUUGACCUGACCCUUGACCCAGGCCGCCUGAGUCCCCGUGCCAUCUUCAAAGAAACAAAGACUUGGAAUCUGACCGUAGUCCAAGACCUUGGGCUUGGUCAGCAUUGUAAGGCUGUGAAGUUGCUCCUCCUGGCCUGUGUGGAAGACUCAGUGACCCCCAUCACCUUGCGUCUCAACUUCUCCCUUGUGGGCAAGCCCAUUCCUUCCUCUGGAGACCUCAAGCCCAUGCUGGCCGUGGAUGCUGAGAGAUACUUCAUGGCCUCUCUACCCUUUGGGAAGAACUGCGGGACUGACCAUGUCUGCCAGGAUGACCUUGGUAUCUUCUUUAGCUUCUCAGGCCUGAAGACCCUGGUGGUCGGGAGUAACCUGGAGCUGAACGUGAAAGUGACAGUGUGGAAUGACGGCGAGGAUUCCUAUGGAACUAAAAUUACCUUCUUCUACCCUGAAGGGCUGUCCUAUCGACGUGUAACAGAGGUCCAGAGCCAGCUGCACCUCUCCCUGCGCCUGACAUGUGACAGCACCCCAGCCGAGAGUCAGGGCCUUCAGAGCACCAGCUGUGGCAUCAACCACUUCAUCUUCCGUGAGGGCAUCCAGAUCACCUUCGUAGCCACCUUUGACAUCUCCCCCAGGGCUGUGCUGGGAGACCAGCUGCUUCUGUAGGCCAAUGUGAGCAGUGAGAAUAACACCCCCAGGACCAACAAGACCACCUUUCUGCAGAAGCUCCCUGUGAAGUAUGCCGUCUACACCGUGAUCAGCAGCCAUGAGCAAUCCACCACGUACCUCAACUUCUCAGACUCAGAGGAGGAAGGAAGCAGUGUGGUCAAACAUAGAUACCAGUUGAACAACCUAGGACAGAGGGACCUGCCUGUCAGUAUCAACUUCUGGGUGCCCGUGGAGCUGAACCAGGUGGCUGUGUGGACAGACAUUGAGGUCCUUCAACUCCAGAAUAUGUCCGUUUCAUGCCCUUCAGACAAAAUAGAGCCCACAGAGUCUGACUUCCUGACCCAUAUUCAGAAGAAUCCUGUGCUGGACUGCUCCAUUGCAGUCUGCAAGAGGUUCCAUUGUGACAUCCAGUCCUUUGACAUCCAAGAGGAACUUGACUUCAUCCUGAAGGGCAACCUCAGCUUUGGGUGGGUCAGCCAGACACUGCAGAAGAAGAUAUUGGUCGUGAGUGUCGCUGAAAUCACAUUCGACAGAGCCAUGUAUUCCCAGCAUCCAGGACAGGAAGCAUUUAUGACAGCCCAGAUUGAGACAGUAUUGGAGAAAUAUGAUGUAUACAACCCAAUUUUCCUUAUCAUGGGUGGCUCCGUGGGAGGUCUGCUGCUACUGGCUCUCAUUGCAGCCACACUGUACAAGGUUGGCUUCUUCAAACGCCAGUACAAGGAAAUGUUGGAGGAAGCAAGGGGAGAGAAUGCCCCAGAAAAUGGGAAAUCAAACUCCCUAGUUGCCAAAUAAGCAACUCUUGCUCCUACCUCCAGUUCUCCUUUGGACUUGCUCUCCCCUCAGAGAUUUUCCAGUCCUCUUACUCUCACCUAAGUCAGGCCCAAGGAGAAAGAAACAUUCCCCGUGAGGGAGGUUGGGAUCAGGCUGCUUUUAGCCUUUUAGAAACCUUGCCUGGGAAAGGCCAUUCGUCUCAUCAAAGCUCUAACUAGAAACUCCCACCAUAGAGACCCUGCGGUGCCCCCCCAGCGGUCUUGGCUUGGAAUUUCUUCCUAGAAAUACAUGGACAAUAGCCCCAGACUCCAGUCUCUGUUCUUGCACUAGUCACCAGUGUUGUUUGUUACAAACCACUUGUCCUCACCCAUCUUCAGUGGCUCCCUGUUGCUUUCAGGAUAAUGUCUGAACUCUCCAGCCUGGUGUUAGAAAUCCAGUUUACGCUCUGUGCCUCCAUUUCAUCCUUGUUUCCACUAAAAUACAGUCAGCAUUGGGUCUUAGCUUCAUCUUGGUAAUCUCAGCCCAGAUUUCUCAAACUGAAUUGGGAAUGAACUGGUCGCACAUUGGAACUCAUAACCCUGCCUCCCCUACAUUGGUCACCAUUGCUGGCUGGCAGGGAGGAGUGUCCCCUUAUCAGCAGCAUUGCCCCAAUGCCACUGUAGCUCAGUCCAUUCCAGGGCCUCUCAGAGGUCAAAAGAGGCCCAGGCCACUUUCUUUCUUUCUUUUUUUUUGAGGCUCCAAAUAUAUUAAAACUAUGAAGGAUGUCAGAAAAUGAUUACCAAGAAAUGUGUAUUUUAAAUGUUUCCUUUAACAAAUUAGCAUAUACAAAAUGAUGUGUGUACCUUUCUUGGGAAUUAUGUCAAAGGUCUAAAUUAAGGCUUUUUAUGGAUGU